Messenger RNA from Desarmillaria tabescens, 2150 nucleotides. Its product is annotated as heat-shock protein 90. Gene Ontology annotation, cellular component: protein-containing complex; perinuclear region of cytoplasm; cytosol. The transcript has 12 exons. The record is from RefSeq and is a predicted model, not a curated record. Gene Ontology annotation, molecular function: ATP-dependent protein folding chaperone; ATP binding; ATP hydrolysis activity. NCBI's taxonomy places the organism in Eukaryota, Fungi, Basidiomycota, Agaricomycetes, Agaricales, Physalacriaceae. Gene Ontology annotation, biological process: protein folding; protein stabilization; cellular response to heat. The coding region runs from base 58 to 2073 and encodes 671 amino acids.
CUUCUCAUUCACCGUCUUGAUCUCUUGCUUUCCUACUUUCUCUCUUAAAAUUACAAAAUGGCCACCGAAAGCUUUGGAUUCCAAGCUGAAAUCAGCCAGCUCCUGGAUCUGAUUAUCAACACCUUUUACUCGAACAAGGAGAUUUUCCUACGGGAGAUCAUCUCCAACGCUUCUGAUGCGCUCGACAAAAUCCGUUAUGCAUCUCUCACCGAGCCUUCAGUCCUCGACACCGAGAAGGAGCUCGUCAUCCGUAUCGUGCCCCACAAGGAGCAAAAACCUGACAUGGUCAACAACCUCGGUACCAUCGCCAAGUCUGGUACAAAGGGAUUCAUGGAAGCUCUCAGCUCUGGCGCUGAUAUUUCCAUGAUCGGCCAGUUCGGUGUGGGUUUCUACUCUGCGUACCUGGUUGCGGAGCGUGUGCAGGUUAUCUCGAAGCACAACGAUGAUGAGCAGUAUAUCUGGGAGUCGGCUGCGGGUGGGACUUUUACCAUCACGCUGGAUACGGUUAACCCGCCUCUUGGACGGGGUACGGAGAUUCGUCUGUACCUCAAGGAGGACCAGCUCGAGUACCUCGAGGAGAAGAAGAUUAAGGACAUCGUGAAGAAGCACUCUGAAUUUAUCUCUUACCCUAUCCAGUUGGCUGUUACCAAGGAGGUUGAGAAGGAAGUCGAGGAUGAGGAGGAAGAGGAGGUGACUGAAGAGAGCGGGGAGAAGCCCAAGAUUGAAGAAGUUGAGGACGACGAUGACAAGCCCAAGGAGAAGAAGACGAAAAAGAUCAAGGAGCAGGAGACGACGAACGAGGAGCUCAACAAGACCAAGCCUAUCUGGACUCGCAACCCUCAGGACAUCACGCAGGAGGAGUACGCGGCGUUUUACAAGAGUCUGACCAAUGAUUGGGAAGACCAUCUCGCUGUGAAGCACUUCUCCGUUGAGGGUCAACUCGAGUUCAAAGCUAUUCUGUUCAUUCCCAAGCGUGCACCCUUUGACUUGUUCGAGUCAAAGAAGAAGCGCAACAACAUCAAGUUGUACGUGCGCCGGGUGUUUAUCAUGGACGACUGCGAGGACUUGAUCCCCGAGUACCUGAACUUUGUGAAGGGUAUCGUGGACUCUGAGGAUCUUCCUCUGAACAUUUCUCGCGAGACGUUGCAGCAGAACAAGAUCCUCAAGGUUAUCCGCAAGAACAUUGUGAAAAAGUGCCUCGACUUGUUGUCGGAGAUCGCGGAGGACAAGGACAACUUUGCCAAGUUUUACGAGGCGUUUGGGAAGAACUUGAAGCUCGGUAUCCACGAGGAUGCGCAGAACCGGAGCAAGCUUGCGGAGUUUUUGCGGUUCUAUUCGACCAAGUCGACGGAGGAGCAAGUGUCGCUUAAAGAUUACAUCACGCGGAUGCCGGAGGUACAGAAGACGAUCUACUAUCUCACCGGUGAAUCGCUGGCCGCCGUAAAGGAGUCUCCGUUCCUGGAAGUGUUGAAGAAGAAGGGCUUUGAGGUUCUGCUGCUUGUUGACCCGAUCGACGAGUACGCGAUCACGCAAUUGAAAGAGUUUGACGGCAAAAAGUUGGGACUGGAGUUGGAAGAGACUGAGGACGAGAAGAAGCAGCGAGAAGAGGAGGCGUCAUCAUUUGAGGAGCUGUGCAAGGUUGUAAAGGAGGCGCUCGGUGACAAGGUUGAAAAAGUGAUCGUGUCGAACCGGAUCACGGAUUCUCCUUGCGUGCUUGUGACUGGACAGUUUGGGAUGGAGCGGAUCAUGAAGGCUCAGGCUCUCCGGGACUCGUCAAUGUCGUCUUACAUGGCACUGAACCCGACAAAUGCGAUCAUCAAGGAAUUGAAGCGGAAAGUUGGGGAGGACAAGGCGGACAAGUCAGUCCGGGAUCUGACGUAUUUGUUGUUUGAGACCGCGCUGUUGACGUCUGGAUUCACGCUGGAUGAGCCCACGUCGUUUGCUAAGCGGAUUCACCGAAUGAUUAGCCUGGGACUUGAUGUUGACGAGGAAGAGGAGGAUACGGCGAUCGAGACCGAUGCCCCUCCGCCGCUGGAGGCCACGUCUACGUCUGCCAUGGAAGAGAUUGAUUAAUAGGAGUUGUAUCUGUACUUAAUGCAUGAAAUGAUGACGGGUUGAUUUCGCUUGAUUUCGGUUAUUACGGCUUUGGA